This is a messenger RNA of Soboliphyme baturini, 396 nucleotides long. Lineage: Eukaryota; Metazoa; Nematoda; Enoplea; Dioctophymatida; Soboliphymatidae. The record is from the annotation of a GenBank genome assembly.
AUGACGUGCCACACGUUAGUUAGCGAAAGCCUGCUCAGCCGCUUGGCUGGCCGCCUGACCCACGCCGGACAAAUGAGCGACGUCAGCGCGAGCUUCGGCAUCGGUUGCCCGUGGUGGCAUCACUGCCAAACUUCGCGGCUGCGCUUCGACAACUUCGGCGCGAGCGAUCGUUCAAAGCGAGUUCAAAGCUGCCGCGUGUCGAUGCAUUUGUUUGAGUACCGAGUGACAAGCGGCAAACAGCAGUCAGAAUAUUACGUAAAAGGCGAGCGACCCCAACGACUCACGGCGCCUUCAUUGCUAGACAGAUCCGUCGAAGCCGAGGUGUCGGGAAACGGUCACAAUGCAGAGCAGAGUCGCCGCCUUCAUCCUCAACAAAUAGCCAGUAUUGCAAUGUAG